UUUUAAUCGCCUCAAAAUUAGAAGAAGAUGAGCUCUACUUUGUAUGCUUCCGGUUUGUUUAAUCAGCUCAAGUCAAUUCUGGGGACCUUUCUAGGCGAUUCGGUGUCCGACGAGGUGGUGCUUGCGAUUGCAAGCACGUCUUUGGCGCUAGUAGUUGGGUUCGCGGUGUUGCUAUGGAGGAAGGCGGCGUCGGAUCGGAGCCAGGAGGUGAAGCCUAUGAUGAUCCCCAAGUCUCUCAUGGCCAGGGAGGAGGACGACGAUGAUGUGGAUUUGGGAUCCGGGAAGAGCAGAGUCUCCAUCUUCUUCGGUACUCAGACUGGAACAGCCGAAGGAUUUGCAAAGGAUGACUAUGCUGCCGAUGAUGACCAAUACGAAGAGAAACUGAAGAAGGAAACUUUGGCAUUCUUUUGUGUUGCUACUUAUGGAGAUGGAGAGCCUACUGACAAUGCUGCCAGAUUUUACAAAUGGUUUACGGAGGGGAAUGAAGGGGAUUUAAGGCUUCAACAACUAAAGUAUGGUGUGUUUGCUCUUGGUAAUCGACAGUACGAACAUUUUAAUAAGAUCGGGAUAGUUCUUGAUGAAGAGCUCUGUAAGAAAGGUGCAAAGCGUCUUAUUGAAGUUGGUCUAGGAGAUGAUGAUCAGAGCAUUGAGGAUGAUUUUAAUGCCUGGAAAGAAUCGCUAUGGCCUGAGCUAGACAAGCUCCUCAGAGACGAGGAUGAUACAAGUGUGGUAACUCCUUAUACAGCUGUUAUUCCUGAAUAUCGGCUGGUGAUUCAUGAUCCUAGUUUUACAACUGAGAAAUCAGUGGACGCGAAUGUUGCUAACGGAAAUGCUGCUAUUGACAUUCAUCAUCCCUGCAGAGUUGAUGUUGCUGUGCAGAGGGAGCUUCACACACCAGAAUCUGACCGGUCUUGUAUUCAUCUCGAGUUCGACAUAUCUGGCACUGGUAUUACGUAUGAAACAGGAGACCAUGUAGGAGUGUAUGCUGAGAAUCAUGCUGAAGUAGUUGAAGAAGCUGGGAAAUUGCUUGGCCACUCUGUAGAUUUAGUAUUUUCCAUACAUGCUGAUAAGGAAGAUGGCUCACCACUGGGGAGCUCGUUGCCGCCUCCCUUCCCUGGGCCAUGCACACUUGGUACUGGUUUGGCAAGAUACGCAGAUCUUUUGAACCCUCCUAGAAAGUCUGCGUUAGUUGCCUUGGCGGCCUAUGCCACUGAACAAAGUGAAGCCGAGAAACUUAAACAACUGACAUCGCCUGAUGGAAAGGACGAAUACUCGCAAUGGAUCGUUGCAAGCCAGAGAAGUCUUUUAGAGGUGAUGGCUGCAUUUCCAUCGGCAAAACCCCCACUGGGAGUGUUUUUUGCUGCAAUAGCUCCUCGUCUACAACCUCGUUACUACUCCAUCUCAUCCUCGCCGAGAAUGGCGCCAAGCAGAGUUCAUGUUACAUGCGCACUAGUAUACGGUCCAACUCCUACUGGUAGAAUCCACAAGGGGUUGUGUUCGACGUGGAUGAAGAAUGCAGUUCCCGCGGAGAAAAGCCGUGAAUGCAGUGGAGCUCCCAUCUUUAUUCGAGCAUCCAAUUUCAAGUUACCAUCCAACCCUUCAACUCCAAUCGUCAUGGUGGGACCUGGGACUGGCCUGGCACCUUUCAGAGGGUUUUUGCAGGAAAGGAUGGCACUAAAAAGACGAAGGGGUAGAACUAGGAUCAUCGCUGCUCUUCUUUGGGAUUUUAUUUACGAGGAUGAACUCAAUAACUUUGUUGAUCAAGGCGUGAUAUCUGAGCUCAUCGUGGCAUUCUCUCGUGAGGGAGCACAGAAGGAGUACGUUCAGCAUAAGAUGAUAGAGAAGGCAGCACAAGUUUGGAGUUUAAUAAAGGAAGAAGGAUAUCUCUACGUGUGCGGCGAUGCCAAGGGUAUGGCGAGAGAUGUCCACCGGACUCUACAUACCAUUGUUCAGGAGCAGGAAGGCGUGAGCUCGUCAAAGGCAGAAGCUAUAGUCAAGAAACUUCAAACUCAAGGAAGAUACCUCAGAGAUGUCUGGUGAUUAAUGAUAUUUAAGAUGUUUAUUUGUUUAUUUUUAUCUCUUCUUCCUCAUUUUCUUGCUUAUUAAUUAUGCUCAAACAUAAUAUCAAUUAUCUCACUCAUAUUAUCAAUGUUUUAUUUUAUUUUCUCUCGAAGUUUAGCAAUAAAUUUGUAACAUGUGUUCAUCAUUGCAAAAAUGUGUUGCAAAUGUAAACGAAAAAACAAAAGUUGCAGAAAUUAUGUUGCAGUAUCAUAAUUAAAAGUUCAAAAAAAAUUCAUAAUUUUCUUUUU
Molecule: messenger RNA, 2309 nt
Organism: Thlaspi arvense
Lineage: Eukaryota; Viridiplantae; Streptophyta; Magnoliopsida; Brassicales; Brassicaceae
Source: the annotation of a GenBank genome assembly